Molecule: messenger RNA, 1730 nt
Organism: Erythranthe guttata (spotted monkey flower)
Lineage: Eukaryota; Viridiplantae; Streptophyta; Magnoliopsida; Lamiales; Phrymaceae
Gene: CNX5
Product: co-factor for nitrate, reductase and xanthine dehydrogenase 5
Biological process (GO): tRNA wobble position uridine thiolation
Cellular component (GO): cytosol; cytoplasm
Molecular function (GO): URM1 activating enzyme activity; adenylyltransferase activity; thiosulfate-cyanide sulfurtransferase activity
Source: RefSeq, a predicted model, not a curated record
AAAUGAAAAAAAAAGUUAAAUAAUAUUUUACUUAAAUACAUAAAACAUCACUAAGGAAUAUUUAUUUUAAAUAUAUAAGUAAACAGCAUUAUUAAGCCCUAAACCCUUUUGAGCCAUCUCGCUCACUCCACUUUGAAACCAAACAAGUGCGCCAGAAAAAAAAAAAAAACAGUACAGAACUUCAGGCACACGGCCAUGGAUUCCGGCGGAGAACGGUUAACGGCGUCGGAGAUCCAUACGGAACUCGCCUCCUUGCAGACGGCCAAGGCGGCAAUCGAUGAACGCAUAUCAACUCUGGAAUCUCUGCUAAAAAAUAUUACCACGGAAGACGAAAGCGAGACCGCUUCCUCUACUCCGGCCGCUGCAGAAACGCCCCUCACCGGCCAAUUGACGGCUGAUAUGAUCUACAGAUACAGCCGCCAUCUGCUUCUCCCUUCCUUUGGAGUUGAAGCUCAGUCAAAUCUGUUGAAUUCGUCGGUUUUAGUUAUCGGAGCCGGCGGCUUGGGCUCACCUGCUCUGCUUUACCUUGCCGCCUGCGGUUUUGGGCGUGUUGGUAUCGUUGAUCAUGAUGUGGUGGAGCUUAACAAUCUGCACAGACAGAUAAUUCAUACUGAAGCAUAUAUUGGAAGAUCAAAAGUAGAGUCUGCUGCUGCUACAUGUCGCGCGAUUAACUCUACUGUCCGAAUAGUAGAGCACAAGGAAGCGUUCCGUACGUCAAAUGCCUUGGAUAUUAUGAAAAAGUAUGACAUUGUCGUAGAUGCAACUGAUAAUGCACCUAGUCGUUACAUGAUCAGUGAUUGCUGUGUUGUGCUGGGAAAGCCUCUGAUUUCUGGAGCUGCACUCGGACUAGAAGGACAGCUCACUGUUUACAAUUACAAUGGAGGUCCAUGCUAUCGAUGCCUAUUCCCUACUCCACCGCCGACAACAGCAUGUCAAAGAUGCGCAGAUAGUGGAGUCCUUGGAGUAGUUCCCGGCAUUAUUGGGUGUCUCCAGGCCCUAGAGGCUAUAAAAGUUGCAGGUGCAGUUGGAGAACCACUCUCAGGAAGGAUGCUUCUGUUAGAUGCUCUUUCUGCUCGAAUUCGUAUUGUCAAAAUCAGAGGGAGGUCAUUACAGUGUGAAGCAUGCGGAGAAAAUGCACCAAUGACAGAAGAGCAAUUUCGUAAUUUUGACUACGAAAAAUUCACUCAGUCUCCACUAUCCACGUCUCCACUGAAGUUAGACCUGCUUCCGGAAGAUGCUAGAAUAACAAGCAAGGAAUAUUACGAGAAAAAUAUAAAAGGCGAAGCACAUGUGUUAAUAGAUGUGAGACCUGCUCAUCACUACAAGAUUAUCUCUCUCCCAAAUUCUUUAAACAUUCCUCUUUCGAGUUUGGAACAAAGGUUGUCUGAAAUAUCUGAAGCAUUGGGAAGAAAAGAGGAAAGUGCUUCUCUGUAUGUAGUUUGCAGGAGAGGCAACGAUUCGCAGAGGGCUGUACAGUACCUUCGUGGGGCGGGAUUUAAUUUAGCGAAGGAUAUUAUUGGCGGGCUUGAGUCGUGGGCACACGACGUGGACCCGAAAUUCCCGACCUAUUAAAAGAAGAAAAAAAGGUACUUAUUUUUAACAUUAUUGUAUAACUGUAUAACAUUAUUUCACUAAUACUAACAUUAUUUGACAUUUGAUGCUAUGAAGCAGCCCCCUUUUUUAUAUAUAAUUUUACAUGGCUCUACAAAUGUGCAAUGAAAAAAUAAAAU